Acanthopagrus latus (yellowfin seabream) is the source of this 3846-nucleotide messenger RNA. RefSeq names its product prospero homeobox protein 1-like. Lineage: Eukaryota; Metazoa; Chordata; Actinopteri; Spariformes; Sparidae. Bases 852 to 3548 code for a protein of 898 amino acids. Gene Ontology annotation, cellular component: nucleus. Gene Ontology annotation, molecular function: RNA polymerase II cis-regulatory region sequence-specific DNA binding; DNA-binding transcription factor activity, RNA polymerase II-specific. The transcript has 7 exons. Gene Ontology annotation, biological process: regulation of transcription by RNA polymerase II. The record is from RefSeq and is a predicted model, not a curated record.
UUUGCUGAUUUGAUCUGUUAAAGUGAUUAAAAAGAAAUAAAACUGUAAUAAAUCGUGUUCAAACACUUAAUAAUAAAAAAAAAAGGACAACAGAAGCGUUUGAAGUCUGAUUUAAUUUAAGCGACAAAUGUUUCUUUUCUAAAAGAAAAAAAAAGCCUGGCUCUCAGUUUACCCUCCAUCCUCCUCUCUCCUCCCUCUCCGCUCUUUUUCGUGGGGGGCUCCUUAUAAAUAAAUUAAAAAAAAAAAAAAAAAAUCCACCCCCCCUCCCACCGGUCCCUCUUCCUUAUUGGUCAGGUGGAGCCGUUACCUCACUCCGGGGCCGGUGACGCAACGUCUUCACGUAUCCUUCAUGAUGCGCGUCUCUUCUUGUUUCUUAGUUGAGAGUCUUGCCGGCGGCUCGGAGCGGAGGACGCUGCGGAGUGGCGGACGGACGGCGGGUGCGCUCGAUACUAAACACUUCCCAUCCCGGGAGGAGAGCGGCGCACAAGAGCAGCCUCCCUCUCUCUCUCUCUCUUUCUCUCUCUCUCUUUCUUCCUCUGUGUCUCUCUCUCUCUCUCUCUCUCUGGCUGCCUCGCUCACACACACGCACGCACGCACCCCCUUCGCGCGCACGCACGCCCCGCAUACGUCUCCACUUCGUCCGUAGUAAGGAAAAAAAAAAAAAAAAACGGCAUUGAUCUUAACGAGGCGAGCGCGGAUCCGUCUCUCGUGUUCGCCCUCUCCUUCUCCUUCUUCUUCUCCUUUUUCUUCUUCGACGGAGCGACUUGGAGGAGCUCGACAGGAGAAGUAACUCGUCUCACCCUGCGUGUCUGCGAGGACCCCUGGUCAUGUCCGUUUAGCUCCUCUGCGUGAUGCCUGAUCAUGACAGCACCGCCCUCCUAACCAGACAGACGAAGCGCCGACGUGUCGACAUCGGGGUGAAAAGGACUGUGGGUAGCGCGUUAUUCACCCGCGCCAGAGAGACCCUGCUCGACAGCAUGAACCAAUCGCACGGCAUCGAACAGGACGGAGACUGCUCGUUGGUCGGCCAUGGCCACGGGGGCGCCAACGGGGACGGAGAGAAGUCGAACGUUUUGAGGAAGCUGCUGAAGAGGGCCAACUCGUACGAAGACUCCAUCAUGCCGUUCCCCGGCGCGACCAUCAUCUCUCAGCUACUGAAGAACAACAUGGGGAAGAACGGAGGAAGUGACUCAGGCUUCCAGGGGAGUGGAGCUCUGUCCAGUGGUGGCUCAGAGAUCCAGGCCGAGGACGCCUGCAGCAACUCGUCUCGUGAUCGGGACAGCCCCUCCGACUGCCUCUCUCCCGGGCCUCCUCUUCCCCCUCCGCCUUCCUCCGGCUCCUUCGGGCGGCCGCCGCCUCCUUCGAGCCAUAACUCCCAUGCACCCCCUCAGCCCCUCUCCCUCUCCUCCUUCGACCUGGACAGGCUGUCCGACGAGCACCUUCGCGCCAAGCGCGCCCGCGUGGAGAACAUCAUCCGCGGCAUGAGUCACUCGCCGCUGGUCCGACCCAACCCCGGCGACCACAACCAAGAGAGCAACCGUGAGAACGAGAACAGCAGCAACAGCAGCAAUGACCACCGAGGAGACGGCAACAGCCACAACAUCAGCGGCCACGACCACAGGCGGAGCGACGGCCCGUCUUCCCUCCUGAGCUCGCCGGGUUCGCGGGGCGGCGCGGUCAGCGCUGGUGAGGUUUACAGGGAGAAUAAGAGAAAGCAGCGCCUGCCACAGCAGCAGCACAGCUUCACCCAGCUGGUGUGUUCGAGGCAGGAGCAGAGACAGGAAGAGAGGCGGCAGCUCAAGCUGCAGCUGGAGGACAUGCAGAAACAGCUGCGUCAGCUCCAGGAGAAGUUCUACCAGAUCUACGACUCGGAGACGGAGGAGGAGGAGGAGAACGGCGAGGGCGGAGAGGCCGAUCGACGGAGAGAACGAGAGGAGGACGGCAACUUGUCCGAGGACAGUAUCCGCUCCGACGGCCUGGAGGAGAGGCACAGAGACCGAGGCCGGAACAGCCACGACGACCUGUCCGAGCUGGACCCGGGUCUGUUCCUGGACCGGGCCCGAGCCCUCCUCCGAGAGCAGGCCCUGAUAGACGGAGACAUUGAGGAGGACGUGGACGGCCGGGAGGAGGAGGAAAGGAACGGAGAACGGGCGAUGAAGAGGAGAGGAGGAGCAGCAGGAGGAGGAAGGCAGCUGGCAGAGACGCUGAAGCAGGAGCUGAACUGUGCCGUGUCGCAGGUUGUCGACACCGUCGUCAAGGGCUUCUCCUCGCCCAAGCAGGCCGUCAGUCACCAUCAUGGCUGCCACAGCAGCACACCAGCUGCACCCUCCUCUUCCUCCAACUCAUCCUCCUCUUGUCCUCCACCUUUCGGUCCCCUCCCCUCCCUCACCCCGGACUCACGCUUUGGCGGUGGCGCCCUCGCCCUUAGUUUGAACGGCGACGGCAGCCCCACUCCGAACUACCACUCCUCCAACCAGAGGCUGCACUGCUUCGGCGAUGUAAUCGUCCCGAGCCCGCUGGAUUCAUUCGGCGGCUUGAGCGGCAGACUGAGCGGCGUGCCAACGCCCAACGACCAAACAGAGGCGCUGCCGCUGGUGGUGCGCAAGAACGGUGGAGGAGGUGGAGGAGAGAGUGCCAACCUCUCAUCCUCCCUUCCUCCUCCUCCUCACCAUCCCUCCCUCCACCCUUCUCCCCUCACGGCCUCACUCGGGUUUAGCCCUCCAUCGUUUCGCCACCCGUUCCCUCUGCCCCUCAUGGGUUACCCCUUUCAGAACCCCCUGGGGUCACACGGCGGGGGUGACGGCUACCCCCCAGGGCCCAAGGACCACCAUCGUUCCUCCCCAGAUUCCAUGGACAUGGCCCGGGAAACUGUCAGUCUCAGAACCAAAAUGGCAUCCCUCGGAGGAGGCCAUCUCAGUCACCACCACCACCACCACCACCACCACAGGCAGAGCUCGCCGAGUCAACACGGGCCAGAGGGUCUGUCCCUGUCCCUCAUCAAGUCCGAGUGUGGGGACCUGCAAGACAUGUCCGACAUAUCGCCGUACUCGGGCAGCACCAUUCAGGAGGGCUUGUCUCCGAACCACCUGAAGAAGGCCAAGCUGAUGUUCUUCUACACCCGCUACCCGUCCUCCAACAUGCUCAAAAUGUUCUUCGCUGACGUCAAGUUCAACCGCUGCAUCACCUCGCAGCUGAUCAAGUGGUUCAGCAACUUCCGGGAGUUCUACUACAUCCAGAUGGAGAAGUUCGCCCGGCAGGCCAUCAACGAGGGCGUGACCGGCGUGGAGGAGCUGGCGGUGGGCCGCGAGUCCGAGCUCUUCCGGGCACUCAACAUGCACUACAACAAGGCCAACGACUUCGAGGUUCCUGAUCGAUUUCUGGAGGUGGCCCAGGUGACCCUGCGCGAGUUCUUCAACGCCAUCGUGGCCGGAAAGGACGCAGACCCGUCCUGGAAGAAGGCGAUCUACAAGGUGAUCUGCAAACUGGACAGCGAGGUCCCCGAGGUGUUCAAAUCCCCCAACUGCCUACAAGAACUCCUCCACGACUGACUACAGCGAGGGAGGAAGCGCAGCGCAGCGAGGAAGACGAACCCUCCGAGGACCGUGAGAAGACUCUUAGACUAGGUUGCAGAGACUUGAAGUGAUUCGACUUCCGGAGAGGUUUUUUUUUUUUUUUUUUUUGGUGGUUGUUUUUUGGUCCAUCAAACAGAUGAAAAAUGACGUAACCGCCCUCGAAAACGUUUUGUAAAAGAAAACAAAGAUUUUCCUCUUCAGCGACGCCGACGCUCAAAUUAACAGAUUACGUCGAGACUUUUAUAGAUUAAAAACGGUGGAAAUUGAACAUUGC